Molecule: messenger RNA, 1320 nt
Organism: Paramecium tetraurelia
Lineage: Eukaryota; Ciliophora; Oligohymenophorea; Peniculida; Parameciidae
Exons: 3
Biological process (GO): protein phosphorylation
Molecular function (GO): ATP binding; protein kinase activity
Source: RefSeq, a predicted model, not a curated record
AUGAAAAUUCCUUUAUCGCCCACAUUAUUACAAUUUGAAAGUAUAUUUUAAUCAAAUCAAAAUUUCUGGUCUUUAAGUCCUUAGGAGUUAAUUAAAUACGACUUGGAGAAAAGAUUCAUAGUAAUUAUUAAUUCAACAAUAAAAAUAAAGAAGCUGCGAAUAGGCGGCGGUUAUAUCUAAUAUUCAGAUAAUAAAUACAUUGAUAUUCAUAACAUAGAAAUGCAAUUAACUCGUAAUACUUAGAUUAACUCGCCAGGAGUUAAAUUAAGAAGACAAAAUUAGACUUUAGAAAUAUAUGGAGAUAUAGAUGAUUGGGUGGAAUAUUUAAAACCCUUCUCUAUAUAAUUCUACUUUUAACAAAGAUAUUCGAUUUAGAAAAAAAUUGAAAAAGGAACAUUAUAAAAUUGGUUUACUGUCAAAUGCAAAUCUACUUCUAUUGAGUACUCAGUUCAUAUAAUAGAAAAAAAUAAUGAUUUAAAUCGAAGACUCUUAAUUCACAACCUGCAACUAUUGAGAAAUCUAAAAUUACAUAAUCUAAUAAAAAUGAAGGAAAUAUUUGAAAGUCGAAAUUUGAUUUACAUUGUAUGCGAAAACAUUGAGGGAACCUUUAUUGAUGAUUUAAGAUUGGAUAAAUAAUUAACUGAGUUUGACAUUUCAACCAUAAUGAGAAUUUUGUUUACAAUAUUAGAGUAUUUGCAUUUGAAUAAUGUUGUCCUUGGUCAUAGAGCUGUAGUAUCGAAUUUAUAUUUGAAGAACCCCAAAGAUUGGUCAUCAGUGUAUUUUAUUGAUCAUUUUGAUCUUCUAAGUCAGUACCAGAAUAAUAAUGAUUUUUAUUCAAAGGCUUAACUGGAUGUGAAUAGUUUUGGCAAUAUCAUGAAAUAUCUGUUGGAUUAUAAUAAUGAUGCAGCAAAACUUUAUAGUUAUGAUUUGCAAGAAUGGUCAAAAUAGGCUUUUGAUUUCUAUCAAAAAAUAAAUGAUACAACUAAAAAUUAUUCAUCAUACGAUGCUCUUUAACAUCCAUUUAUCUUUUAAAGUUCCAAAUAGAUAGUUGGAAGCUUUAAUUCUCGAAAAUUAUUUCAUAUGAGCUAAUUAGGAAUAUAAUCCUUAGAAAUUUCAACUGAAUUAAAUUCAAACAAUUAAUCAAGUUCGAAUAGUCCGAUAAAAAAAGGAAAAAAACUGAUUAAAAUUAAGCCUGCAGUUUCAACCCCGACUUCUCCUAUCCAAAAAGCAACAUUUGAAGAUUCAAGUUCUUAAGGUUCUAUUGAUAUGUUAAAAAAUCAGACGCUAUUAUUGAACCGUAAGUUGAAUAAAGUCCUUUGA